Messenger RNA from Didymodactylos carnosus, 713 nucleotides. The record is from the annotation of a GenBank genome assembly. NCBI's taxonomy places the organism in Eukaryota, Metazoa, Rotifera, Eurotatoria, Philodinida, Philodinidae.
AUUUUCAACGUUUGCUACGUACUUUGCCCAUAAAUGAUGAAAAUCGCCCAAAUGUUUAUCGUGAACUAGGACGCGUUUAUCGUUUUAUGGGAAAAUAUCAACAGGCUAUUGAAUAUUUUCGAGUUGCUCUAUUGUUACAACGACGCAGUAUACCACAGUCAAAAUUCGAAUAUGGUUGCACAUUAUCUGGCUUAGCUGUUGUCUACUCUGAAAUUGGUGACCUGAAGCGUGCUAUCCAUUUAAACAAAUGUGCAUUAGGUAUCUAUCAUACUAUCUUUCCAAAUAAUCAUUUAGAGAUCAAUCAAAUUGUCGAUAGAUUAUCCUAUGAUUUAUAUAAGAAUGGUCAAUAUCAAGAAGCUUAUCAUUUAUUAUCAAAGAUAGAUACAUUGAUUAAGGAAAACCGUUUACUAACUAAUCCACAAGCACAAUUAUAUCAUACAUUAGGUUUAUUACAUAAAACAUUUGGCAAUCGAAUAGAAGCACUUGAAUAUCUUAAACAAGCAUUAGCUUUACGUGAGAAAUGGGGACAUAAACAUCAUCCUUAUACUGCUAGAAUCUGCUAUGAAUUGAGUUUAUUGUAUGCAGAAGAGAAUGAUCAACAUGCUUUAGCUUUUGAAUAUGCUCAAAGAUCACUUAAUAUUCGUCAAGCUAAAGUAUCAUCGAAUAACAUUGAACUUGAACAAUCAAUCGAACUUGUCAAACGACUUUCAUAA